This is a messenger RNA of Selaginella moellendorffii, 1013 nucleotides long. RefSeq names its product momilactone A synthase-like. The coding region runs from base 107 to 952 and encodes 281 amino acids. Gene Ontology annotation, molecular function: oxidoreductase activity. Lineage: Eukaryota; Viridiplantae; Streptophyta; Lycopodiopsida; Selaginellales; Selaginellaceae. The transcript has 2 exons. The record is from RefSeq and is a predicted model, not a curated record.
GAGAGGUCAAGGCCUCGAGCGGGUCUGACGAUGACUUUGUCUCGUUGCAAUAGGCUUUAAUACUUGAGCAGUGCUGCCUUGCUACUCGUGUUGCAAGAUCCCAACAAUGCUUUCCAGGAUCCAAGGGAAAGUGGCACUCAUCACCGGUGGUGCUUCCGGUAUCGGCGCAGCCACGGUCAAGAAAUUCAGAGCUCAUGGAGCGGAAGUUAUCAUUGCCGACGUCCAAGACAGCCGCGGCAAGGCGCUGGCGGCCGAGACGGGCGCUCACUACACACACUGCGACGUCUCUCAAGAGUCUCAGGUGGCAGCAGCAGUGGACCUGGCCGUCUCAAAGUUUGGCUCGCUCGGCAUCAUGUUCAACAACGCCGGGAUCAUCUCGGGCCCCAAGCCGGCCGACUCCAUCGCCCGUCUCGACAUGUCCGACCUCGACGCCGUGCUCGCUGUCAACGUGAGAGGCGUCGCUCACGGAGUGAAGCACGCGGCCAGAGUCAUGGUCCCUCGCAACUCGGGCUCGAUCAUCUCCACGGCCAGCGUCGCUCACAUCAUCUCCGGCAGCGCGCUCCACCCCUACACCAUCAGCAAGCACGCCGUGGUUGGCAUCACAAAGUCGGCGGCCUCGGAGCUGGCCUUUCACGGGGUCCGAGUGAACUGCAUCUCUCCGGCCGGGGUGGUGACCGAAAUCGUGACGAAGUUUUGGGAGAACUUGGUGCCGGUUGCGGAGGCCAAGCUUGGCACGCAAGCGGCGUUUGCAGGGAAGCCCGGGUUUGAUCUCCGGCGGGCCUUGAUGGAGCCGGAGGAGAUCGCAGAGGCCGCGCUCUUCCUCGCCAGCGAUGAGUCGAGGUUUGUGAGCGGCCAUGACUUGGUGGUGGACGGCUCGCUCACAGGGACUGCCGCGUUUAACAUCUUCAAGGAUAUCCAGCAUGGGCAGCUGCGUCUGGUAACGAAGAACUAGAGUGAGCUCUAAAACAAUUCGACUAUUCCAAGAAUAGAAUAUUCUAAUGAAUGUUCGAGAA